Messenger RNA from Diospyros lotus (date-plum), 776 nucleotides. RefSeq lists its product as uncharacterized. NCBI's taxonomy places the organism in Eukaryota, Viridiplantae, Streptophyta, Magnoliopsida, Ericales, Ebenaceae. The transcript has 3 exons. The record is from RefSeq and is a predicted model, not a curated record. Bases 132 to 539 code for a protein of 135 amino acids.
GUGACAUCCCGAGGACAAGAACUUAUGACCAAAUUAAUCGCAUCCUAUACUCCUAAUCACCCCAUCCAGGAUCCAGAUAGAAUAAAGGAAAAAACCCAUCUUCUUCUUCUUCUUCUUCCAAUACUGCACCAAUGGCUGUAAGAUGCUCUGCUUCACCUACUCUCAUGAUCCAGAUAUCUGUUCCAAUCAAGAAGCCUGCUAAUGAAGUGAUGAUGGUACAGAGCCAAACUGCAGUCAGGCAAACACCUCCACUUCAGAUCAGAUCUUCUUCCAGAAACAAGAUUUUUGAGGAUGAGUCCAGUGGUAUAGUUUGUUAUAGAGAUGACAGUGGAGAGAUUACCUGUGAAGGGUAUGACGAGGGCCCUCGCCUUCACCAGCAGAUAACUCCUGUAAGGCACCAAUCAAGGGAUGCUGAGAUUGUUGAUCUUCUUGAGAAAAACUGGCAGCAAAUUGUUAAAGCAGGUGGGUUUAAUUGUGCUGGAAAAGGUGAUGCCGGCCUGAAGGGCUUCAACUCAAAUGGGUUCAACACAUUAUGCUAAUUUCUGCUGACUCUUAAGCAUAUAGGUCCAUGGAUAUAUCUAAAAGCCUAUAUGCAUUAGUAUGUAAAAGACAGUCAUUUUCUUCAAUUGCACAAUGUACACACUAAGCAUACUGAACGCUUCAAUUACCUUGUUCCAAGGACCAUUUCUAUUUCCAGAGUGUUCAUAGAUCAAUCCUGUCCAUAAGAAUUCGUGUACUACAAAUAUAAAUUUAUGCAGAAAUUAAUCCUUUGUUUA